Molecule: messenger RNA, 3207 nt
Organism: Jatropha curcas
Lineage: Eukaryota; Viridiplantae; Streptophyta; Magnoliopsida; Malpighiales; Euphorbiaceae
Source: RefSeq, a predicted model, not a curated record
UCAAUUUCUCCUUCAAUGUUAAAUCAUCUGAGGAGAUCUGCAUUUUUCACAAUAAUUUUGUAACUUCACCCAAAUGGGAUUUUUUUAAAAAUUUAUUUAUUUAUUUUGAUAUUGGGUGGUUUUUGUUUUCAUCUAAUGGAAAUGGGUUUUUCAUGUUAUCUGCAUUAUAUUGUGUUGGUCCACUCACUGAUUUUACUUUGAGUUUGUUGUUUCUUUUGCUUUUGGCUUCGAGUAUUGUGUGGCAUCAUAAUCUAUAAAUGGGUUGUUGCAGAAUUUGUUGGUGAGGUCCGGGAUUGUGUUGGCGUUUGGCUCAGUGUGUACAAACUGAUCAUAAUCUUUUUCUGGCUUUGUUCCAAAACAAGCAUAUGCCAGGAAACAAGUAUAACUGCAAGCCUUCCACACCCAAAACUAGAUUGGAAAGGCUAUUGCUUGAUAGAGAGCUUCGGAAAUUCAACAGGUUUUUCAGUCUGAAUGAGGAUUUUAGUGAUGGCCUUAGAGAAGCAGAUAUCAUUGCAAAUGAUUCGUUAUCAAAUGAGGCUGAAAAUUGUGGUCCACAGAAUGAGGAGCCAUUGUUAGAAGGGGUUGAUGGAUGUGAACGACCUCCUAAACAACGUUUAUUGGUGGUUGCCAACAGGCUGCCUGUCUCUGCAGUUAGACGGGAUGAGGAUUCAUGGCAACUUGAGAUGAGUGUAGGAGGGCUAGUCAGUGCACUGGUGGGUGUGAAGGAGUUUGAUGCCAGAUGGAUUGGUUGGGCUGGUGUAAAUGUACCUGAUAAAAUUGGACAAAAAGCACUAACUGCAGCUUUGGCUGAAAAGAGGUGCAUCCCAGUUUUUCUUGACGAAGAUAUUGUUCAUCAGUACUAUAAUGGUUACUGCAACAACAUUCUGUGGCCACUUUUCCAUUAUCUCGCACUUCCACAAGAAGACCGCCUUGCAACCACCCGUAGUUUUCAGUCUCAGUUCAAUGCAUAUAAGAAGGCAAACCAAAUGUUUGCUGAUGUUGUAAAUGAACAUUAUGAGGAGGGAGACAUCGUUUGGUGCCAUGAUUACCACCUAAUGUUUCUUCCAAAAUAUCUGAAAAAAUAUAACAGCAGAAUGAAAGUUGGUUGGUUUCUUCACACGCCCUUUCCUUCCUCGGAAAUACAUAGGAUGCUGCCAUCUCGUUCAGAGUUAUUGGGAUCUGUUCUUGCUGCUGAUUUAGUUGGUUUCCACACAUAUGAUUAUGCAAGGCAUUUUGUAAGUGCUUGUACUCGUAUCCUUGGACUUGAGGGCACACCUGAAGGAGUAGAAGAUCAGGGAAAGCUGACUCGUGUGGCUGCGUUUCCUAUUGGGAUAGAUUCUGAGCGGUUCAUUCGAGCCCUUGAGCUCCCUCAGGUACAAGACCACAUGGAAGAACUGAAGGAAAGAUUUGCCGGAAGAAAGGUAAUAUUAGGUGUUGAUCGUCUUGAUACGAUCAAAGGAAUUCCCCAGAAGAUUUUGGCAUUUGAAGAGUUCCUUGAGGAAAAUCCAGAAUGGAGAGACAAAGUCGUUUUACUGCAAAUAGCUGUUCCAACAAGGACAGAUGUUCCUGAAUAUCAAAAACUCACAAGCCAGGUUCAUGAGAUUGUUGGGCGCAUUAAUGGAAGAUUUGGGACUCUAACUGCUGUUCCAAUACACCAUUUGGAUCGAUCUCUUGACUUUCAUGCAUUAUGUGCACUAUACGCUGUUACUGAUGUUGCACUCGUUACAUCUUUAAGAGAUGGAAUGAAUCUUGUCAGUUACGAGUUUGUUGCCUGUCAAGCUUCCAAGAAAGGGGUCCUCAUUCUAAGUGAGUUUGCAGGUGCUGCACAGUCUCUUGGUGCUGGUGCCCUUUUGGUGAAUCCAUGGAAUAUCACAGAAGUUGCUGCUUCAAUUGGUUAUGCUUUGAAUAUGCCAGCAGAUGAACGAGAAAAAAGGCACAACCAUAACUUCAGGCAUGUGACAACGCACACAUCACAAGAGUGGGCUGCAACCUUCAUGAGUGAACUCAAUGACACCAUUGUUGAAGCUCAAUUAAGGACAAGACAAGUUCUGCCUCUGCUUCCUAUUAAAGUUGCAGUCGAAAGAUAUUCGCAAUCCAAUAACCGUUUGCUUAUUCUGGGAUUUAGUUCAACUUUAACUGAACCAGUGGACAGCCUAGAUAGAAGGGGUGAUCAGCUUAAAGAAAUGGAACCCAAUCUGCACCCAGAAUUAAAGGAACCUUUGAAGAAACUUUGUGAGGAUCAAAAGACAACUGUUGUUGUCCUCAGUGGAAGUGAUAGAAACAUUCUCGAUGAAAACUUUGGAGAAUACGAUAUGUGGUUGGCAGCAGAACAUGGGAUGUUUUUACGUCUUACAACUGGAGAGUGGAUGACAACAAUGCCCGAAAAUCUCAAUAUGGAUUGGGUCGACAGCGUAAAGCAUGUUUUCGAGUAUUUUACAGAAAGAACACCUCGAUCACAUUUUGAUCUUCGUGAAACUUCUCUUGUAUGGAAUUACAAAUAUGCAGGUACUCAAUUUGGAUAUAAGUCUUCAGAUGUUGAGUUUGGAAGGAUUCAAGCAAGGGAUAUGUUGCAGCAUCUUUGGACAGGCCCAAUAUCGAAUGCAGCAGUUGAUGUUGUUCAAGGUGGCCGCUCUGUUGAGGUUCGGGCAGUUGGUGUUACAAAGGGUGCAGCAAUAGACCGUAUUUUAGGAGAAAUAGUUCAUAACCGAGGCAUGAAGACACCCAUAGACUAUGUCCUCUGCGUUGGUCACUUUUUGACUAAGGAUGAAGAUAUCUAUACAUUUUUUGAGCCAGAGCUUCCAAAUGAACCACCUGCUAAGGCCCGAUGCAGGUCGCUGGACCCUGUAACUUCACAUUUGCCAAAGGUCCCUUGCAGUAGAAGUCGUUCCAAAGCUCACCUUAAUAAGCAAAGGUCCAUGUCAACCUUGGAAAGGAAUAAGGUGGGAACUCCUGCUUGGCGGCCCAUUCAACAUGAUAGAAUCAAAAUGCAUGAGGGCUCUUCUGUACUCGAUCUUAAAGCGGAGAACUACUUCUCUUGUGCUGUUUCGCGCAAGCGAUCAAAUGCUCGGUAUCUCCUUGGAACUUCAGAUGAUGUUGUCAUACUAUUAAAAGAGCUAGCAGAUUCCUUAACAUUCAGUUAAUCACAGUUACCUGCUGUUUGAUCAUUCCUUCAAAUUUAUCUAAUAAAGGGUUUACAACGAUUCCUCA